AUGCCUUUAACGGAUCAACAAUUACGUCAAGAAUUACUCAAUUACGGUGAAACUGUACCGCCAAUAACACAACGUAAUCGUGAACAACUUCGUGCUCGACUUGAACAAAUUCGAUUACGACCACGUUCACCUGCUAAGAGUUCACCGUCACGUUCUCGUGGAAAUACGUCUACAGCACGUUCACGUCCUGUGCACGGUCUUAUUGAAUUAAGCGACUCGGAAACAGAUACAUCAGCCAAUGAAUAUCUUUCAUCACGUCGGAGUGGACGAGAAACAAAUAUUCAAACGCGUUCUGUUGGAGUUGGCCGCGACACAGAUCGAACAAACUCAUUAUCAUCAUCAAAUGUGACUGUUGACGUAGAACAAUCUAUUGCUCGUCAUCGUCGUGAAAUUCAACAAUUAAUUGAUUCAGCGCGUGAUAGAGCUCGUGCUGCCAAUGCAAAUAUAUCUUCUAACAAAUAUGAACCAUUACCAUUACCAACAAAAUCUGCACCAUCAGUUCGACCAAACUUCGCAGUACCAUCUCGUGUGCCAUCAUCAUUUAAGACCGAUAUUAAAAAAUCUCCAAAACAACUAUCUCGGCUUGCUCGUACACGACAAACAGUUACAUUAUUUUGGACAAAUAAUAAAUAUGUUAUUACGAGCGUAUUCAAAGCAAUAUUCAUUGGUUUACUCAUAGCUGGCGGAGUUAUUUUUCUUAAAAAUAAUUUAAAUAGAAUUAUUCCGAAACCAAAAAAAAUAGCUUGUAAUAUUCAAAAUGCAAUCGACUGUGAUGAUAUGAUACCAGUAGUUAAUUCGAUAAAGAGAUAUCUUAAAAUUAGAACUGGUGAGGUCGAUUGUGGUUUUCGACAAAAAAAUGAGCUCUAUGUAACAAAACCAGAAAUUAAUAAAGUUUUAGAUGCAAAAGGAUUUAAAUUUGAAUCCAGUUCAGAUGAUCGAUGGAAAACAUUGAUUACUUACAUACUCGAAAAACCAGUUGAUGAUAUCUUAGUAAUCAAUAAUCAAAAUCAACCAGUAAGCGAAUUGAAUGCUGCGUACAAACUUACGACAACACAAGGAACCCACUCAUUCAUGUGCCGUGCUCGUAAAACUGUCAAUUCAGCAAUGCAACAUUUAGCUUGGCUAGUAUUAGGUACAACAGGUUUUCUAGCCUUGGGUUGGCUUAUUCGACGACGUUCAAAACAACGCGAAGAACGUGAAAAAACAUACAAAGAGUUCAUAGAAAAAAUUAUUAACUUACUUGAAGCUCAAUAUGAAGAACACCUACUUGAUUCUGAAGUAAAGCCAUGGUUAGCUGUAAGUCAUAUCCGUGAUAUGCUUAUUGAACCACAAGAUCGUAAACGCUUGAAAACUCUUUGGGAACAAGCAAGAAAACAAAUCAGUGAACACGAAUCACGUAUCCGCGCAGAAACACAAUUAAUUCAUGGUGAAGAAUUUGACGUUUGGAGAUGGAUUCAACCACGUUCACCAACAAGUCCAUCACCGCCACGAAGAAAACGAGCCGAAUCACCAAAAAGCUCAAAUGAAGACAGUUACGUUUACAUGCCACCUGAUGUUGGUCUUACAGAUUGUUUAAAAUUAAGAAAUUUCUUCGAUCCUAACACCCUUGCUGAUGAUGACGAAAUUGAUCUUGUUGUUGAUAGUAUUCAAAAUCGUUGUGCAACAGUUAAAAGAAUUGAACAUAUUGGUAUUCAUUCAAUUUUUGUUUAUUUAAAAUUUUCAUCAAACGAAGCUGCUGCUCAAGGCUUUCAUUUACUUAGCAAUUGGAAAUAUCAUGGCCGAGAAAUUAUUGCUAAAUACCUUCGCUUAGAACGAUAUUACGAACAUUUUCCUGAAGCACGUGAUAGCGGCUCGACAAAUAAUUAA
This is a messenger RNA of Rotaria socialis, 1866 nucleotides long. Lineage: Eukaryota; Metazoa; Rotifera; Eurotatoria; Philodinida; Philodinidae. The record is from the annotation of a GenBank genome assembly.